UUCCGGUCCUGUUUAAUAAACGCAAUGCCUCUCCAAACCUCACGGUGGCGAUGUUGACUUUUCUCUGCCGCAAUUUAACCGGAAGUGACGCCUGCACAUUUGUUCCAGCCACGGCUAGUGGGGACAUUUUAAAUUAGCAAACUGCUAAAGGGGUCGGAAAGUCGAGAACCAAUAGUUGUUAUUUCAAAUAGUAUUUAUAAAUUACACGUUUACAUUUAUAUGUUAAUCUAAGCGUAACAUGUUCAAGAGAAAAAACACAUGAGGACAGAUUUGAUUCAGAUCAACUGCCCCUGUUUAUCACAUCUCAACGGCCACUUCACAGACUCUUCCUGUGGCCCCGCCCUCCCGAGAUGACUGAUGCCCAAAAGGCCAACGAGCUCCCAGAAUGCCCAUCAGAGGGCAGGGCUACCGCUGAGGAGCAAGACAUGCCCCUGACACAAGAAACCACGCCCACCAGCUCUCCAACUUGUGAAGAGCCAAACAGCAUACAGAGUCCUGACAAAGAGCCCGCCCCCCUGCUCUCCAUGCCAUGCUUACUAAAGGAGCUACACAGAGACUCCGCCCCCGGGCAGACGCAGGAAACCGAGCCUACUUCGACCACCUGCCCGCAAGAAGACAGCGACUCCUCCGUCUGCCUGCGGUCGCCGUCCUCCUCCGGUCACCUGGGCGAUUCGGACACGCUUUCGUCGGCGGGGGAAGUUGCCGCGCCCGCCCAAGCGGCGGCCAGGAAGUCGCGCCGUUCGCAUUCUGAGAGCGACACGUCCACUGUUGCCAUGGCAGCAAAGAAGAACCGCUGCCAGGAGAAGCAGGUGAACGGCCGCAUUCGUGUCAGGGGUCCACGCAGCCAGAAACAGAAACAGCGCAUAAGACAGUUGCGGCAGAAGCGGGAGGCGGCGGCCAGGCGCAAGCCAGACGUGCUCCAGGACAGCAGCACCAGCGACAGUGACAUCACAGCCCACUCUUCAUCAUCAUCGCCAUUAACAGCCUCGUCUGACAAUGAGGGCGAGACAAUCAACUCUCACGCACCAGUGGGUCCUGCUGUGGUUGGUCACUAUGAUAUUUCAGACACACACUCUGAGCAGGAACAGCAGUCAAACUCGCUCUCAGGUGCUGUUGAGGUGCAGCCGUCUCAGGCGAGCCAGGCCUCCACAGACAGUGAGGUGGAGAUUGUCGGAGUUCAGGAGAAUCCCAGUGUUGUCUCAAGAUUUCCCCGUGGUGGCGUGAUCCAAUCCAUUUCUUCCUGGAAACAAAGAGCGCCGCCUCCAUGGACGUCAGUCUCCGCCCAGUCCGGCUGGGUUCCGCCUCCUGAGGUGGUGGACCUGACGCUGGAUGAAGACAGGCACAGAUAUCUGCUGUGAUCAGAUACAUGCACACACACUCUCAUAAACGUGAUUGGUGGGCUGAGUGACUCGAUACAAUACAAUACAAUACAUUAAAUGUCACUGCUGGAUUUAAUAACACAGACAAAAGGUUCUUGGUUGAAAAAAGUGUUUAGAGAACGAAAGCGGUCACUGUUGUAUACACUUUGAUAUAUCUGAAUAUUUAUUUGUCACUGUGAGACUGCAACACGAGUAAAUGAUGUCUGUUUUUUUAUAGGUCAGUUAGGAUUAGAUUUAUUCUUUACUAUGAUCUUCACAUUAUUUGGUCGGGGUUGAAUAAUCCUAUUUGUAAGAUAUUUACAAAAAACCUAAAAACCUUACUUAAAAAGUACUUAUAGUCUGCAAGACAUUCUGGGGCUUCUUUACAGAAAUAAAUAUGGAUUGUGAAAUGGUCGCAAGACCUUUACCCAGGUCAUAUUUUACCCCAAAACAGAAAGACAAAAAUAUUCUCUGAAAAUAAUUUAUUCUGCUUUGUGUUUGGUUGAUUUUGUAUAAUUGACAUGAGUUAAAGUUUUGGGGGGUAUUUUCCCAAUGCAAAAUAUAAGUGUAUUCUUCUCAUUAUGUGUUAAAACAUCAACUUUUUAGAAGAUUCACACAACACUUGUUGAUUCAGACUUCAGUUUAUCACUAAUUCAAGGAUUCUUCGUCUGAUUUUAAGAUUAAAAUUUUGAGGAACGCUGGUCCACUCCAUCCCAAGAUAACACCGGCACAUGCGUAGUUCUGCUGUCAGCCCCAGGAGCCGCUUGCUGAUACGUCCCAACCAUGCCCCUUCCUGUUUAUAAUGAUGUAAUUUCCUGUCAAGCUGCUAGCGAACCUGUUAGCCGAGAUGAAUGCAAACUUGCUGGUCUUACUAUGACCGGAGCGAACGCUCAGUGUGUGUGUGUGUGUGUGUGUGUGUGUAUGUGUUUGUGUGUGAACCGGAUCAAUUAUUUAAUGCUGCUGUGUGAGGAGAAGAAGCCUUGAAGUGUGUGUUGCUUAUGUUUGUGUGUUAUCCUGAGCACGUUUGUCUUAAAUAUCAUCCAAUGUCAUAGAAAACCGCCCGGCCCUUGCUUUUACUAUGCCAGUGGUGUUUUUUAUUCAGAUAUCUAUUUGUGAAUACAAUCAACGUUUGACGACAAAUUUUGUUUUCUAAAUUGGGGUCUAGAAUUUAACGGCAACUUAGUUUUCUAAUCGUGUUUGUACAUCACGCUUCCCCGGAAUACCGCUGAAACUAUUUAUUAAUAUUUGCUAUGUGUUUUACUUGAUGUUACAUAUACAAAACUAUCUUCGAUGAGCAAUAGGCAUCUUGAACACUGCAAGUUAAAGGAAUAGUUCACCAAAAAUGAAAAUGGUCAUCGUUUGCUCUUCCUCGUGUCGUUUUGAAGCUUUUCUUUGCUAAACAACAUGUUUUGAAGAAUCCUCGCACUUAAUAUACAAUGAAAGCAUUAAAAAGGCAUUUGAUGAACACAUUCUUCAAAACAUUUGUCUUCCAUGGCGGAAAGGCAGAAUUUUCAUUUUGAGGUGCACUGUUUCUUUAAAUUGUACUUAUGGCAAUAUGUUCGGUCUGUAUGAGAUCAAAUGAGAAGUUGAAGUUCAAGCAAGAACAUGUUUGCGUUUCUUCCUCGAGAUUAUUAUUUGUCACACCACUGUGUAUGAGUAACACUCACUAACUGAAUGUGAAUUAUUUCGCUUCGUCCUGCUUCAGUCGACCUCUGACCCUUUAAGAGAUUCACUGGUGGCUGUGAGAAACGUUUUGAGUCACUUAGCUCCACCGAAACUGUGACCUGUCCCUUUAAGAGAGGUUUUAUCUUGAGCUUCUCUAUUAAGUCACAUUGAGCGACGUGUUAAAAAAGGGAACUGGUCAUUUCAAAGCGAGAACGCUUUAUGUGAAGAGCGUUUCUAUUAUGCUUUGACGUCCAUCUUUAAACUCCAAAAUCUGCUCUCAUGUGUUUUAUGAAGAAGAAACUUUGUCAGAGAGUUUAGUGGACACAUGUGGUGACUGAAGACUCUAAACCCAGAAUGCGUUUCAUCUGUGUGAUCAUUGGAGCUGAUGUGGAUGUUCUGUUUCCUGUAAGAUGAAACAUCUGCGUUGUGUUGUAAACAUUUCAUUGGAUGGUUGUGUGUCAUCCUAACAUUUCCCGCUCUUCUAUUAAUCCAACCGUUGGGCUUCUUGUACUACUGGUUGUUUAAAACUAUUUUGGAGUUGAAAAUGUUGUCCAUCACACAUAACAGUAAAUCAUUUAAAGGAACGGUUCAUUUACAGAUGAUGAUGAUCUUUUAUUCACCCUCCUGUCAUUCAAAACAAGUGAUGUUUUAUUUCAUAAAACACAGAAGGAGAUUGGUACGAGUCACAAUGCACUUCUAAUAUACUAAAUGUAUGUAUUCGUAAUAAUGUAUCAACAUAUUUAUGCUUAAAUUUAGUUUUUAUUCGGGCUGUCAAGAUUUAAUCGCAUCCAGAUUAAAAGUUUGUGUUUAGGCUACAUAAUACAGUUCCCUCCACUCAUAUGGGCACCCUUGGUAAAUGUAAGGAAAGAAGGCUGUAAAAAUAAAUCUGGAUUUUAAUAUUUUAUACAAACAACUCUAGUAAAUUCCAUCAUUUCAUUAAAGUAAUUUUUUCUUCUCAAAUACAUCCUGUUAAAAAUAAUUGGCACCCCUCUAUUCAAAACUUUCUGCAUCCAAUGUUUGCAUGAAAAACAGUUUUUAGUCUUUUCUUUAAUGUCUGACGAGGUUUGACAUAGAACAUGAUUCCACAUAUCUGAACAAGAUGUCCAGGACCUCUGGUAUAAAAGCAUGCAGAUUAAUAUUGUGGAGUUUAUUUUUGCAUGAGAGCAGAAGAUUUCUUUCUUGAACAGUCUCCCAAAAAACUUUUGUUGAUUGAGGUGCAGUUUUCCUUCUUAUUAUUAAAUGCUUUCGUACCCCCAAAAUUCAACCGAUAACUGCAAUUUUCCAUCUGUGAUCUUUGAAGAGUCAUUGCAUUGAUGUGGGAAAUUAGAUUUUUUUUUAGAGUUUUAGAUCUUAUGAACUAUUUCCUUAAAGCCAUUUUGUGUAGCUCAACAGAGCUAUAUUGUACAUCAGAACUAUGUUCUUUGGUUUUAUCCAUUGUGAAAAAUGAUCACGGGGGUAAAAAUGUACCAUAAAGUAGAUGAUGGGUCCAUUGUAUUUACAGCCCAUGGAAAGAUUUGGGAACCUAUGAUGUUUAGCUUGUGCGACAGUAAUCGCCAUCCACUUUUGUUCUGCCCAUUUAUAUUUAAUGUCAUAUGAGGUCAGAAGGACAUGAGGGUGAGUAAAUGAUGUAGAAUCUCGUCUUGAAUUGUUCCUUUAAGGCUUUCCAAAAUUGGGGUGACUUGAGUUUAAAGUCACAUGGCCUCCAUCAUCAUUCUGCUGGUUUCCAGUAAUGUAACAUCAGUUCUUGCUGGGAUGUUUAGUGGUGUGUUUCGAAAGUGUUUAAAGCUUUAUAAACAGCAAUAACAACACAUCAGACGUCCUGAAAAUUCAUUAUGGCUGUACUUGACGUAACUCUAACCUGACGUGAGGAGGAUGGAGGAACGUUUUUUUGCAUUCGAGAAAAGCUGUCCCUUUAAUAAUGUUUCUCUGUUCUGUUCAUUUUAAUUUGACAGUAUUUUAAACCGCAAGGAGUGUUGAUAUUUUUUGCUUCUGCAAGGGUUUCCUCCCUUCAACAUUUAUGUAGAAUAAAAUGAACCUAUUUUAAGAUGAAUAAAUAGAGAUAUUUAAAGAGUACAA
Triplophysa dalaica is the source of this 5099-nucleotide messenger RNA. It is a transcript of the gene haus1, whose product is annotated as HAUS augmin-like complex, subunit 1. Lineage: Eukaryota; Metazoa; Chordata; Actinopteri; Cypriniformes; Nemacheilidae. Gene Ontology annotation, molecular function: ubiquitin protein ligase activity. The record is from RefSeq and is a predicted model, not a curated record. The transcript is spliced from 5 exons. Gene Ontology annotation, cellular component: cytosol; HAUS complex. Gene Ontology annotation, biological process: centrosome cycle; spindle assembly; ubiquitin-dependent protein catabolic process. The coding region runs from base 351 to 1358 and encodes 335 amino acids.